UUCCACUUUCUCGUGCCCGUGGAAUGUUUUCCCCAGGAGGAAUACCGAGCCUCGGGGAAGUUCCCGUAUCCAAGUAUGAAAAGCUGUGGCCUGGUAACGGCUGUAGCAGCAACAGCAGCUUUUUGGUAAACUAAAGUUACGAAAGAUGUCCCAGUUGUACUACAGGCGAACAGACAGCUCCUCCUACCGGGACCGCAUCCCGCUGAGGAUUGUGCGAGCCGAGUCAGAGCUGUCACCCCUAGAGAAGGCUUACCUCGGCGCUGUGGAGAAAGGAGACUAUGCUAGCGUUAAACAGGCCCUGGAGGAGGCGGAGAUCUACUUCAAGAUCAACAUUAACUGCAUUGACCCCCUGGGCCGGACGGCUCUGCUGAUCGCCAUCGAGAACGAGAACCUGGAGAUCAUUGAGCUCCUGCUGAGCUUCAAUGUAUACGUAGGGGACGCCCUACUGCACGCCAUCCGCAAGGAAGUGGUGGGAGCCGUGGAGCUGUUGCUCAACCACAAGAAGCCCAGCGGAGGCAUGCAGGUUCCCCCCAUCCUACUCGACAAGCAGUUCUCCGACUUCACCCCGGACAUCACUCCCAUUAUCUUGGCCGCGCACACCAACAACUACGAAAUCAUCAAGCUCCUGGUCCAGAAAGGUGUUUCUGUGCCGCAGCCACACGAGGUGCGCUGCAACUGUGUGGAGUGUGUGUCCAGCUCGGACGUGGACAGCCUGCGGCACUCACGCUCGCGCCUCAACAUCUACAAGGCUCUGUCCAGCCCCUCGCUAAUUGCCCUCUCCAGCGAGGACCCCUUCCUCACCGCUUUCAGGCUCAGCUGGGAACUCCAGGAGCUCAGCAAGGUGGAGAACGAGUUCAAGUCCGAGUACGAGGAGCUGUCCCAGCAGUGCAAGCAGUUCGCCAAGGAUCUCCUGGACCAGACCAGGAGCUCCAGGGAGCUGGAGCUGAUCCUUAAUUUCAGAGACGACAUCAAUUUGCUGGAAGAGGAGAGCAACAAUGACCUGGCCAGGCUCAAACUAGCCAUCAAGUAUUACCAGAAAGAGUUUGUUGCCCAGCCCAACUGCCAGCAGCUCUUGGCAUCCAGGUGGUAUGAUGAGUUCCCCGGCUGGAGGCGGCGCCACUGGGCAGGAAAGUUCCUUACCUGUGUCUUCAUCGGGCUCCUCUUCCCCGUCUUCGCCCUCUGCUACCUCAUCACCCCCAAGAGCCGCUAUGGCCACUUCAUCCGCAAGCCCUUCAUCAAGUUCAUCUGCCACACGGCGUCUUACCUGACCUUCCUCUUCCUGCUGCUCCUCGCCUCGCAGCACAUUGUCACCACCGAGCCUGACAGGCAGGGCCCGGCGCCAACCACUGUGGAGUGGAUGAUUCUGCCCUGGGUGUUGGGAUUCAUCUGGACCGAGAUCAAGCAGAUGUGGGACGGUGGUUUCCAAGACUAUAUCCACGACUGGUGGAACCUGAUGGACUUCGUCAUGAACUCCCUCUACCUGGCCACUAUUUCCCUCAAAAUUGUAGCCUAUACUAAGUACAGCGGCUGUAAACCCAGGAACCAGUGGGAGAUGUGGCACCCUACGCUGGUAGCGGAGGCAGUGUUCGCUAUAGCCAACAUCUUCAGCUCUCUGCGACUCAUCUCGCUGUUCACAGCCAACUCUCACCUGGGGCCGCUGCAGAUCUCUCUUGGGAGAAUGCUGCUGGACAUCCUCAAGUUCCUCUUCAUCUACUGUCUGGUGCUGCUGGCUUUUGCUAAUGGGCUAAACCAGCUGUACUUCUACUACGAGACCAAGGCAGCAGAUGAAAGGGGCAAAUGCAAGGGCAUCCGCUGUGUGGAGCAGAACAACGCGUUCUCCACGUUGUUCGAGACCCUGCAGUCUCUCUUCUGGUCUAUCUUUGGGCUGAUCAGCCUGUACGUGACCAACGUAGACGCAGACCACCAGUUCACUGAGUUUGUCGGUGCCACCAUGUUCGGCACAUACAACAUCAUCUCACUGGUGGUGCUCCUCAACAUGCUCAUAGCCAUGAUGAACAACUCCUACCAGCACAUCGCUGACCACGCGGACAUCGAGUGGAAGUUUGCCAGGACCAAGCUGUGGAUGAGUUACUUCGAGGAGGGGGGGACCCUGCCGUCUCCGUUCAACAUCAUCCCCAGCCCCAAAUCAGCCUGGUACCUCAUGUGCUGGAUCAAGAGGCAGGUGUGCAAACGGACCCACUCCAAACGCCCUGAAACGUUUGGGACACUCGGCAGACGUGCAGCAGAGAACCUGAGGAUAAACCACCAGUAUCAGGAGGUACUGAGGAACCUGGUGAAGCGCUAUGUGGCCGCCAUGAUCAGAGAUGCCAAGACAGAGGAGGGCCUGACUGAAGAGAACUUCAAGGAGCUGAAACAAGACAUUUCCAGUUUCCGUUAUGAGGUGAUGGGCAUGAUGAAAAUCAGUAAGCCCUCCCUACAAGGGGCAAAGACCGGCGGGAGCUCAGGGGAGUCGAAUCUCGCCUACCCGAAUUCGGCGCUCAAGGUUUCCUCCUCGCCCUCCGACAGCCAAGUCAACAGCGGCAAACUCAACCUCCUCAACAUCACCACCUCCAUCCUCAAGCAGGGCGGUGCCACAGGCUCAACCGGGCUGGAGGCCUUCGGCGGGCUCGCUAAUGGGCUCAUGCCCCUGUCGUCUGACGAGGGCACCGGCGAAAAGUCGAGCCAGAGGAAAAACUUCCCCAAAGACAUCACUGACUUUGGCCUGUACCAGAAGCGCCAGCGGGGCAGACCAGGAGCUCUGGCGGGCAUAGCGGGGCCGUCCAGAAACAUGUACUCCCUGUCCGAGGAAACAAGGGAAUCCGAGGGCUCGGAUGUCAAGGAGCGGGAGGCGAGGGGCGGAGAGGAGAGACAGGAAGAUACGGGGACUGUAACGGGGACGAUGGCAGAGGAGGAGGAGGAGGAGGCGGUGGGGGCCGGGGCCGGGAGCAUUGAGGAGGACGGAGAAAAGGAGAUAGAGGAAGAGGAGAGAGAGAGCUUCCUCUACAGCCCGUCAGUAGCUGGGUCUCCCACUCCCGGGUCGAGUCGAGAGGAGACGUAG
Lampris incognitus (smalleye Pacific opah) is the source of this 3058-nucleotide messenger RNA. RefSeq names its product short transient receptor potential channel 4-like. Gene Ontology annotation, biological process: manganese ion transport; regulation of cytosolic calcium ion concentration; calcium ion transmembrane transport. The transcript is spliced from 15 exons. The coding region runs from base 146 to 3058 and encodes 970 amino acids. Gene Ontology annotation, molecular function: inositol 1,4,5 trisphosphate binding; store-operated calcium channel activity; protein binding. Lineage: Eukaryota; Metazoa; Chordata; Actinopteri; Lampriformes; Lampridae. Gene Ontology annotation, cellular component: cation channel complex; membrane. The record is from RefSeq and is a predicted model, not a curated record.